Molecule: messenger RNA, 2272 nt
Organism: Trichomycterus rosablanca
Lineage: Eukaryota; Metazoa; Chordata; Actinopteri; Siluriformes; Trichomycteridae
Product: zinc finger and BTB domain-containing protein 12-like
Exons: 5
Coding region: 270-1763 (497 amino acids)
Biological process (GO): regulation of transcription by RNA polymerase II
Cellular component (GO): nucleus
Molecular function (GO): protein binding; DNA-binding transcription factor activity, RNA polymerase II-specific
Source: RefSeq, a predicted model, not a curated record
ACGAAUUACACGAGUUGCCUGGACAACGUCUGUUACCAUGGUACCGAUGGAUUUCCAAACGCGUUUUGCUCUACCAGAGUUCAGAAACGAGAGGUCCUGUGCCGGCCGCGGUAGCGUCUUUUCCUGCCUGUGGAGCAGGUAAACAGUAGCGGUUGCUAAUCUGUGCUAAAGUUGCUGAAGUUUAGAUACUCAGCGAUGAAUUCACGUCUGUAAUGUGAUCGUUCCGGCGGCUCUGCUUUUUAAUAAACGCGAUUUUAAGACUGAGAGAAAUGGACAUGUUGUGCUUUCGGUUACCUGGACACAGCGACGCUGCACUGAGGAACAUGAGCUCUCUGCGGGAGCAGCUGCACUUCUGUGACGUCACCAUCAUGGCCGGCGGCCGGCAGAUGUUCCGCGGUCACAAAGUGGUCCUGGCGGCCGGCUCGGCCUUCCUCAGAGACCAGUUCUUACUGAACCCCUCGUCAGAGCUGCAGGUGUCGGUGCUGCACAACUCGAAGGUGAUCCACGAGCUUCUGCAGUCCUGCUACACGGGCGUCCUGCAGUUCAGCGCCAAGGAAAUAGUCAAUUACCUGACGGCAGCCAGUUACCUGCAGAUGGAACACGUGGUGGAGAAAUGCAGAGGGGCCCUGAGUCGGUACCUGCAGCCGAAGGGCCACAGUCCCCUGAGCUCUGUGAAGACGGAGGAGUCGCAGGCCAUGCCGGUGAUUGUGAACGGAAGCACUCUGGAGUCGAUGUCGCCCCCUGCCGAGCGCACGGCGUCGCUGCAGCCGCACAGUUCAGAAGACGAGCCGCUCGUCUCUGGGGUCGAACAGCCAGCCAUUCAGCAUAUACCGCAGAUGAGAGAUUCGGAGGACGACGCGAGGAACGAGUACAGCAUGUACGAGAUGCGCAUCGGGGCCGACCACCACGACUCGGCAGGACUCCGGGAGGAGGCGUCGGACGCGCGCGCGGACGAGCUGGGCAGAGAAGACCCCGGCGCGGCGGGCAGCAGCCUGAGGGGCGGCAUGCGCAUCUGGAAGUGGAGAUUCAGAGAGCCCAGGGCCGGCCGGGGGCGGGGCUUCAAGCACAGAAAGCGCGGUACGUUCCGCGACCGAAGACCCCUGGGCUUUCAGCAGGCGUGGCGCUUCCCGACCUCCGAAGAGAUCCUGGGCAACCUGACAGCAGGCAUAGGACAAGACUACCUGGCUCUCGGGGAGGGCCCGCUCCGCAUGGAAUACCAGCCGUCCGAGUGCCAGGCGGACGCCCCGGGGUCGGACGGGGGCGGCCCCGUUCACUUCGGCGAGGACGGCGUGGGCGUGGUGCAGCUCCCCGCGAGCGAGAGCAGCCGAGGAGAGGACGUGGUGGGCUCCACGUCCUGCGUGACGGUGGCGUGCGAACAGUGCGGCCUGGCCUUCUCGUCCAUCGAAGACCUGACGGCGCACUCGCGCUCCGCCCACCUGCUGUACAUCUGCCCGUGCUGCGGCAAACACUUCAGCCAGGCCAACAACCUGGCCCGCCACAUGGUGGUGCACCGCGCCGCCAAGGUCCACAGCUGCCCCGUCUGCCACAAGACGUUCACGCAGAAGACCACGCUGAUCGACCACAUGAACAUGCACAGCGGCGAGCGGCCGCACGUCUGCGCCUUCUGCCACGUCUGCUUCGCCCACAAACCCGCGCUGCGCCGCCACCUGAAGGAGCAGCACGGCAAGACCACGGCGCAGAACUACCUGGAGAUCCAGAGAGAGAGCGCCGGCGCCCCUGUAGUGGCGGAAGGGGGCGUCUGAGACCAUUUGGAUCUUGAAGGAGCUUCGUGUUCAGGGGUCGGAUUCGGACGCACGUUGUUGAAUUGGUUGAGCUAGUCAACUACGUGGUCAAAAGUAUGUGGACACCCCCGAUUUUUUAUUUAUUUAUGUGUUUUAUCUGCGUCUACUGAUAGCAGGCGUACUUUUAUCCAAAGCCACCUACAGUAUAAGCAAUUAAGGGUUAAGGGCCUUGCUCGAGGGCCCAACAGUGGCAAGCUGGCGACCCCCAUAAAGAGUUUUGUGUGGACAGACUGCAGUGGCUUUGUGUGAACGGAUACAAGUUCUCACAGGCACACUCCAGUAUCCUGUAGAGGCUUUUUAAUAUCAGGGUUUUAAACUGAGAUGUCCACAUACUUUUGGCUGUUCGAUGUGCAUCAUGUGACUAUAGUAAGUGUCCACGGUAUCAAACUGACCGGCCAGAAUGAAACCCAAGGUGGCGAGAACGCGCGGCACCCACAAAGCACCCGAACAGAACACUUCAGAAGAGUCAC